Molecule: messenger RNA, 1568 nt
Organism: Aaosphaeria arxii CBS 175.79
Lineage: Eukaryota; Fungi; Ascomycota; Dothideomycetes; Pleosporales
Product: MFS general substrate transporter
Exons: 8
Coding region: 1-1491 (496 amino acids)
Biological process (GO): transmembrane transport
Cellular component (GO): membrane
Molecular function (GO): transmembrane transporter activity
Source: RefSeq, a predicted model, not a curated record
AUGAGUUCAAAAAAGCCUGAGGUACAGAAACUCGAAAACGCCAGCCCCGAUGUCUCUCACAUUGAGGAAGCUGAAGCACAGGAAAAGAGGCCGCCCCAAGAAGCUUUGGAUGACGACCCGGUCUAUAGCUAUGCCGAACAAAGGAAGAUAAUCCAUCGCAUCGACAAGCGCUUGAUUAUUCCUACGGGCGUCAUGUACUGCAUUAGUCUCAUGGAUAGAAGCAAUCUACCAAAUGCUGCUAUUGCAGGCAUGAACACUGAGUUGGAGAUGAAUGUUGGAUUUCGAUAUUCUACAGUAGCGCUGGUCUUUUUCAUCACCUACACAAUCUUUCAACCUCCCGCCACGGUUUUGGUGCGGAAAUUGGGUCCACGUCCGUUUCUUGCAGGGCUCUGCUUUGCCUGGGGCGCCGUUAUGAUUGGUUUUGGGUUCGUCAAUGACUGGGUAACCUUAAUCCCUCUUCGACUUCUUCUUGGUCUCUUUGAAGCCGGCUUCUUCCCGGGUUGCGUGUACAUCAUAUCGACGUGGUAUUCGCGCUUUGAUAUGCAGAAGCGAUACGCUUGUUUCUAUCUCAUCGGGAUCAUUGCCAGUGGUUGCUCGGGAAUUCUUGCGUACGGGCUUAUGCAAAUGCACGGACUGGCUGGGUACUGGGGCUGGCGAUGGAUCUUUAUCAUUGAAGGCAUUAUGACUUGUAUUGUCGCCAUCAUUGGAUACAUUUUCCUCAUCGACUUCCCCGAUCGAGUCAUGAAGAAACCUCACUGGGGUUUCCUCAACGAAGAUGAAGUCGCUUUCAUCCUCCGCCGAAUCGACAAAGACCGCAGCGACGCGACCGCGGAGAAGUGGAAUUUCAAGAAGUGGGCAGCCAGCGGCGCCGAUUGGAAAGUGUGGUCGUUUGCCAUGAUCUUCUUCUGCCUCACAACCAUCGCGUAUGCAAUCGGUUACUUUCUACCCAUCAUUCUCCAGGAGAACAUGGGCUUCAACGUCGCAGAGGCCCAGUGUCUGACUGCUCCCCCCUAUGCAGCCGCAGGAAUCUCUAUGCUCGCACUCGCCUGGGCAGGUGACAAGUAUCGCAUCCGUGGCCCUCUUCUGGCCGGAAACUGUAUCUUCGGACUCAUUGGCAUGCCUCUACUAGGCUUCGCAGAGCAAGCAGCCGUGCGCUUCUUCGGAAUCUUCCUCAUCUGCAUGUCCGUUCACGGCAGCAUCCCCUGCGCCAUGGCCUACCAAGCAAACAACAUCCGCGGCCACUGGAAACGCGCCUUUUGCUCCGCAACCCUCGUCGGCUUCGGCGGCAUCGGCGGCGUCGCCGGCUCCCUCAUCUUCCGCACCCAGGACCGUCCUCACUACCGCCCCGGCGUGUACGCAGGCAUCGCGUGUAAUCUGUUAGUCGUUAUUCUUAUUGGGGUUAAUACUGUGUACUUCCGCAGGGAGAAUAGGAAGGCGGAUAGGGGCGAGAAGGUGCUGGAGGGGGAUCCGAAUUUUAGGUAUACGAUCUGAGGAAGAGCUUGGAAAAUGAAUUACUUCAUAAUUAAGGAGAGGAGUCAUGGGAUAUCUGUGGGGCGAAAGAAGCUUGG